This is a messenger RNA of Danaus chrysippus (African queen), 2067 nucleotides long. NCBI's taxonomy places the organism in Eukaryota, Metazoa, Arthropoda, Insecta, Lepidoptera, Nymphalidae. The record is from the annotation of a GenBank genome assembly.
AUGUAUCCGACGCCGACGCGGCACCCCGCUGCUGCUGUUAGGGGGCCGCAGCCCGCGACUGGACCUAUUAAGUUUACGAUAGCAGAUACUUUAGAACGUAUUAAGGAAGAGUUUAACUUUUUACAAGCACAAUAUCACUCAUUGAAACUAGAAUGUGAAAAAUUAGCCAGUGAGAAGACUGAAAUGCAGAGACAUUAUGUGAUGUAUUAUGAAAUGUCAUAUGGUCUAAAUGUGGAGAUGCAUAAACAGACAGAGAUAGCGAAGCGGUUAAGCGCGAUAAUCGGUCAAGUUCUACCGUUCUUAGCUCAAGAACAUCAACAGCAAGUUGCGGCAGCCGUGGAAAGAGCUAAGCAGGUCACUAUGUCUGAACUUAAUGCUAUUAUCGGGCAACAGCAACAACAUGGUCUCCAGCAACUCCUUCAACAGAUCCACGCGUCAGGGCUGCCACACGGUGUGGGAGGGGCGCUGUUGGGUGCUGGAGUUCUGUUCCCUGGAGCCCCCGCGCCUCCACACUUGCCGCCCCCCGCGCAUAAGGUCGAGCUUCCUCCGCCCGCUGACAUAAAGCCGCCGGUGUUAGCGAGCGGCCCUCCCGCGCCUCAACGAGACGACGAUCGGAUACCCACGAGAAAUAUGAACACACAGCAGAGACGUUCGUUGUCUCCACACGAGCGCGAACAGAAGUACCGUCCGAGGUCGCCCGAGGCUGAGACGUGCGACGUGAAGAGGAGGAAGGAGGAGAAGGUGGGGCAUGUGAGUCUGUGUAGUGACAGUGAUGCUGAGAAGAGCGAUCAGGACCUAGUAGUGGAUGUGGCUAACGAGGAGGAGCGUGGGUCUCCUGGCGCUAGGACGGAGAGCGGAGAGAGAGCGGAGAACGGCCCCAGACCUCCUUCAAGGUCCGGCUCGUCUUCGAGUAGGUCCACACCUAAGAGCUCCAAAGACGAGAAACCAGGAACUCCCGGGGGCAAAGCCCGAGCUCCUACCCCGACGGGUCGGUACGCGUUCCCGCCUUACGGUUACAGACCGCCCCUGCCUUAUGAAGGACCGCUGGCUAGGACUAACGGACUACCUCCCGCUAAACCUGCAUAUUCAUACCACACAUGCGGCGGGCCCCUUCAGCCAGUGCCGUUCCCGGCAGACGCGCUAGUGGGGCCGGGCAUACCUCGCGGGGCGCGACAAGUGGCAGCUCUGCCACACGGCGAGGUCGUCUGCGCAGUCGCUCUGUCGCUCAGCGGCGGCUCGCGACACGCAUACACCGGCGGGAAGGGCUGCGUUAAACUAUGGGAUAUCACUAACCCCGGACCUAAUAUGGAACCGUUAUCACAGUUGGACUGCUUGCAAAGGGAUAACUACAUUCGUUCAGUGAAGCUGUUGCCCGACGGUCGUACACUUCUAGUAGGAGGUGAGGCGUCCAACUUAUCUAUAUGGGACCUCUCAUCUCCGACACCAAGAAUCCGCGCAGAGCUCACUUCAUCCGCGCCCGCAUGUUAUGCACUCGCUAUAAGCCCAGACUCCAAGGUUUGCUUCAGUUGUUGUUCAGAUGGCAACAUAGCAGUAUGGGAUCUCCACAAUCAAACAUUAGUUAGACAAUUUCAAGGUCACACCGACGGAGCGUCUUGUAUAGACAUAAGUCCGGACGGAUCCCGCCUUUGGACGGGCGGUCUUGAUAACACCGUACGGUCCUGGGAUCUAAGGGAAGGACGACAGUUACACCAACACGACUUCUCUAGUCAGAUAUUCUCAUUGGGAUACUGUCCUACGGGUUCUUGGCUGGCCGUGGGCAUGGAGAAUAGUCAUGUUGAAGUAUUACAUGCUGGUAAACCGGAUCGCUAUCAACUUGUUCUACACGAGUCCUGUGUAUUGUCACUAAGAUUUGCUGCGAGCGGUAAAUGGUUCGUCUCCACUGGGAAGGAUAACUUAUUGAACGCGUGGCGGACACCUUACGGAGCUAGUAUAUUCCAGUCAAAGGAAUCAUCUUCGGUGCUGAGUUGUGAUAUAUCGUCUGAUGAUAAGUUCAUAGCGACGGGUUCCGGCGACAAAAAGGCCACAGUGUAUGAGGUGGUGUAUUGA